AUGCAAAGAUUCCGGAGACGACCCAUAUCUUGCUCUUCUAACGCUCAGAAACACGCCGUAGCAACAUCACGAAACGAGUCCCGCACAGCGUCUAUUGAAUCGACGUACAAAGACCCGCCUACCGACGCAUCCCAAACUGAUGAAACCGCAGAUAAACAAACAAACAGCACAACGUAUCCAAAAGCAAAAGAGGUACAGAGAAAAUACUAUGAUCGAAGUAGAAAGAACCUCAACCCAUUAAAAAACGGAGACAUUGUGAGAAUGCAACCGGUUAAGUUAGGCGAAAAGAAAUGGAAGAAAGGCCGCGUUGUCCAAAAAGUGGGGCUU
Messenger RNA from Paramuricea clavata, 327 nucleotides. NCBI's taxonomy places the organism in Eukaryota, Metazoa, Cnidaria, Anthozoa, Malacalcyonacea, Plexauridae. The record is from the annotation of a GenBank genome assembly.